Symbiodinium necroappetens is the source of this 3393-nucleotide messenger RNA. The record is from the annotation of a GenBank genome assembly. NCBI's taxonomy places the organism in Eukaryota, Dinophyceae, Suessiales, Symbiodiniaceae.
GAAGAAUCGGGAGAACCCAGAUCCAGGAUAGGUUUCUUGCCGAGAUGCGUGGAUGGGAGGCCGUGUGUGUUGGCCGUGCUGGGAUGCCUCGUUGGCUCACUGGCUUUCUGGGCAGCCCACGGAGGGGAUCCGUUGGCUUGGAAACGACCUGGAUCCAGGUUGUCGGAGUUGGUUCAAGUCUGGGCGCCCGCAGCAGACGGGAAGAAGUUGGAACCAGAGGUCAGGGAUGACGGAAUGCUUGGCAUCCCUUUCAUCGAAUCCAUGCCGGAGGAGACCUUGCCAGAGUAUGGUCACGUAAAGAAGGAGGAAGUUGAGCUGGGCAUCUCUCAGCUUGCCGUGGCUCGUGUGGAUUGCUGGAACCCCUGUGACCGGAAGGCGGGCUGGUGCCAUUGGUGUGGCCGCGGGCGUGCGUGCUGCCGGCGAGGUGCAGACGAUCCCGCGGAGUGUCGUGGCUUCGGUGGCUCCUGGAGGCACGAGUGUGUCCGCAUCCCUUCACCAGCUGGUGGUCAGUGUGGGGGCGACAGAUGGCAAGGAUCGAGGCACUGCGUCCCCGGCUAUUCUUGCAUUCGGGUGAGUCAUCGGUAUUCUGAAUGCCGCCUAGCUGAAGCAGUUGGGAAGAAUUGCGCUGCUCCGUAUGGCGUUUGCGGGGGCUGGUAUGACAACGCGCCCUGGGAGAACUGCUGCGCUGCUGGGCACCAAUGCACGCAGAUGAACGUUGGCCUGGGACUGAAGGCAUCCAAAUGCGUGCCGUUGUCGCUGCUGCAUGCCGGGCAAUCUUGCCUAGCACACUGCCACCAGGCAGAAGGCGAAUGCGCGUGGUGUGGAGCGGGAAAUGCAUGCUGCUCCCGACACAGCCGAGAAGGGCCUUUGGAAUGCAAAGAUGUCCCGUUCCUCAGUUUGGAAAACUCCCAAUGCGUCGCGCCCAAGUAUUCUCCUGCAGUCAAGCACUCGGGGCAAGAUUGCCUUCCACAUUGUAAAGGAGCAGGUACAUGUGACUGGUGUGGUGCAGGGAAUGCUUGCUGCCGGCAAGGAAGCACUGGUGACCCAAAGGAGUGUCAUGGCGUGCAGAGCUUCAGUCGAUCUAAUUCACACGUCUGCGUCAGACCAGUGCAAAAAGUAUCGAGUGAUCACUCGCAGCAAGAUUGCUGGGAGCCUUGUGAGAAGACUCCGGGAUACUGCUCGUGGUGCGGUCAGGGUAUGGCUUGCUGCCGGAAAGAUGCCGCAAACGACCCGUAUGAGUGCCAUGGAGUCACAGCUUUCAGCCGACAUGAUCGCCAUGUCUGUGUUCAGCCUCUCUCUGCAAUGCCUGACGGCCUGCUGUCUGCAAGCUCUUCGGUAGACCAUGCAGGAAGGGAUUGUUGGUACGAAUGUGGUGGAUCUGGCUUUUGCAGCUGGUGUGGCGAUGGAAAUGCUUGUUGCAGAUUUGGAGCACACUUUGAUGCAGAAGAGUGCAGCGGUGCCACAGAUUUCAGCUCAACUGAGCAUCAUGUCUGUGUGGGUGUGCCCUCCAUCAUUAACAAGGUACAGAUCGCUGACCAGCGGCUGGUAUUUAACGGUCGUGAGCUUGGUCCCGGUGGGAAAGUUCGAGGCGCUGCAGGGACGGGAUCUCACGCUCGAGAGGCGUGGCUGGCCGGUGUUGACGCCAUUAGAACUUGGUCUUUGCAGCAAUCGCUGGGGGCAUUGAAAGCCUUUAAGGCUGAGGGCCAUGGGCUCAAGGUGGCCGCUGGCAUUUACCUGUCCACUUACAAGGACAAGUAUGAGGGGGACUUCUGCAAAAUGGAGCACCCCUGGUGGCAAGAACAGCUGCGAGAGAUCUUGUCCAACGUCACACUGCACCGCAACGAUCCAGGGCUUCUGUGGUGGCAGGCCGGGAACGAGCUCGAGCUCCAGACUGACUGGGUUGGCGGUUCCGAGUGCAUCUGGCGUCGAUUGGAGUGGGUGGUUCGGCAUAUCAAGGUGGUCGACCCUAACCACCCCGUGGGCACAGCAAUUGCUGGGUUCCAUGCUGUGAAAGUUGGUCGCCUCAAUAGCCUGUGCCCAUCACUGGAUUUCCUGGGUCUGAAUGUCUAUGGUGGAGACGCCCUCAACGUUCCUAAGAAGCUGCAGAGUGCAGGUUGGACAAGGCCCUAUGCCAUCACCGAGUUUGGUGCUGCGGGCGCGUGGAUGACGCCCCGAAGCCCGUGGAAGGCACCGAUGGAGCCAACGUCUUCUCAGAAGGCCAUCGGUAUGCGCCAGAUCCACCAAGAAUGCUUGGCACAAGAGAGUUGCCUGGGCACCUUCGCUUUCAUGUGGGGCUGGAAAUUCGAACACACACCCACGUGGUUCAGCACCUUCAACGAGUGGCGCGCUGCUGGCUUUGACGAACCAGCCUCAGAUGUCAUACAGGCAAUGCAGGAAGUAUGGACCGGCCGCGCCCCGAGACACCCGGCGCCGAAGAUCACGGCCGUGAAGGUCUUCGGACCGCAGGGGCCCACACCUGCCCCGUUGGGAGUCACGGUGCAGCGCGGUGCGAUUCUCCGGCUGGAUGUGAGUGCCGUUGACAUGCCCAACAACGAUGAUCGCGCCUGGGAGAACAACGAUGUGGUAUGGGUACUGACGAGCGACAACCCCGAAUCACCAUCAGAGGUGGCUUCGGCAGUCCCUGGAGUCCUCCAGGUAUGUCAGGGAUCCAGCCCACGUGACAAAUUGACUGCCUUGGUUCCAACGGAGAUGUUGGAAGAGGGCCGCGCUUACAGACUGUAUGCUUUUGUCCGGGAUCAUGUGCCGCAAUCCCGCGGCCAGUGUCUUCCUCCACGGGAUGGCAGUGAAUGUGACGUUGCUGUCAGAUGGAUCUUGAGCGAAGGCACCAAUCUACAUGCUGACUGGUAUCCCGGCUUGAGUCCGGCAUCGAGCUACUCAGAGGUGCAGGACUUCCUGAACAAAAGGGGGAAAUGUCCACGGCCAUGCCCCAUACAGCAUGGCGUGACGGAGGCUUACAUGAAUCUCCCGUUCAAGAUAUGUCAUGAUGCCACCUUUCCCGAGCCAUGUGCGUGGGAAAUGCGCCAGCUGAAGAACCGCCUCAUGAACAGCUCGCACGGGUUUCCUGGGCUCUCUUCCGCAUCCAGUUUCCAGGAGCUGCAAGCCUUCCUCCAUGCACAAUCGCCCGAGCUGUGCCCGGCUCCUUGUGAUGCCUGCGAGGAUGCGGCCCAAGACUCGGCCUGUGGCAGGGCAAUUGCGGAUCAGAUGCAGCAGAUACGGGAGCCGCUGACAGCUCCUUUCAGCGGGGUCUCCAUGUGGGCCGGAUAUUCCGAGCUUCAAAGCGUUCUGGAGCGAUACGACAAACACUCCUGCCCACAACCAUGUGCUUUGAGAGUGCCCAAAUUCGUGCAGGCCACCUGUCCUUCCUCGACUUGA